UUGGAGUUGAUGCAAAUUAUUAUGAUAAAGGUGAAGACACAUAUCAUUCAUUUUCACCACCACUGCAUUCUAUUCCACCACCUGGAAGUUAUGUACUAAGUCCUAAUUAUCCAAAUAUUUCACAAAUUUCCACUGGACCAGCACGUACACCAAAAAAACAUCCUAUUUUCGAAAGAUUUCAGACAAUUGAACUUAAACCUGGACUGAUUUUUUGUGAAGCACUCUUUAAUUUUGCAUGUUUUGAUGUUGCUUAUCAAUUAAAUAUACCAAUGGUUUCAUUUAAUACUGACUUUAUGGUUGUUAAUCCACCAUAUAUUUCUGAUCCAAUGAUUGAAUGUAAAACUUAUAUGGAAAAUGAAUCAUUUUGGAAUAGAUUUAAAUGUGAAAUACUUAAAUCACUGAGUUUAUAUUAUACAUUUUAUUCACAUUCAAAUGAUUUAAAUCAAUAUAGAAUACAAUUGGGUGUUGAACCAACAUUUAAUCCAUUGGAAAGAAUUAAAAAAUCAUUAUUUUUGGUUGAUUAUAUACACCCAUUAUCAUCAGAACUUGUGAACUUUUUAUCAGAGCAUCCUCAAACAAUACUUGUAACAUUUGGAACAAUUUUUCACACAACAAAAGAAAAUAAUGAAAUUUUAUUAAAAGCAUUCACUGAAGCAAUUGAUAAAAAAAUGAUUGAUGAACAUUUACCACAAUUUGAUUUGUUAAAUGCAACAAUGGCUAAACAUAUUCACAUUGUAAAUCAUGUACCACAGAUGGCACUUUUAGCACAUGAAAAUAUUAAAGUAACUUUAAGUCAUGUAGGUCGAAGCAGUUGUUAUGGAUUAUUAUAUUAUGGAGUGCCAGUAUUGUCAUUACCCUUAGCAUUUGAUCAAUAUGUAAAUGCUGAAAGAUUGGAAUUUCUUAUUUUGGCUAGAAUCAACAGCAAAAGAAAGUAUAGAGCAGCAGAUUUAAUUGAAUAUAUGAUACAUGCAAAUACUUUGGAUGAUAGAAAUGAAGAUGAUAAAGAUAUUGAUGGAUUGAUGAGAGAAUGGAUCACACCUGACACCAGAAUGGGAUUUUUUAAAGGAAAUUAUUGGUGCAUUCUUUAUGAUAUUGUUGAUAUUAUUGGGUUUAUUAUGUUGGAUCAGUUUAAAAACUCUAAAAACUUUAUUUAA
This is a messenger RNA of Entrophospora candida, 1154 nucleotides long. The record is from the annotation of a GenBank genome assembly. Lineage: Eukaryota; Fungi; Glomeromycota; Glomeromycetes; Entrophosporales; Entrophosporaceae.